AUGCACAGAUUGGAGAAAGAUGAUAAUGCUGAUAAUCUCCGGAAAGAGUCAUCAUUUUUCUACCCUCCCCCAGAUGGGGGUUGGGGUUGGGUUGUGGUGCUGGCUGCAUGUACUCACUCUUUGCUUGUCAGUGGAUUCCACAAUGCUUUUGGUGUGUACAUGAUUUCAUUACUUGAGACUUUCCAGUCAAGUAGGUCACGAACAGCCUGGAUUGGAUCAGUCAGUUAUGGUUUCAUUAUGAUUUUUGGUCCCGUUUCUGGAAAACUUUUGCAGAAAUAUGGAGCCAUCAAAGUAGCAAUAUUUGGAGCUCUAGUUGUCAUGUUAGGUGUUGUUUGUUCCUCUUAUGCUGGUGAUAUACGUGUUCUAUUUUUAACCCAUGGAAUCCUAGUAGGUGUAGGAUCAAGUUUCGCUUCUACUCCAGGCUUGAUAAUGGUGAGCCUUUACUUCACCACAAAGCGUUCCUUUGCAACUGGGAUUGUGAUGGCUGGCGGGGCAGCAGGAACUCUGGUACAGAAUCAGGUGCAUCGAUACCUAAUCAAGGCAUUUGGAUGGAGAACUAGUCUGCGUGUGUAUUGUGGAAUUCUAACAAUAUGUAUUUUUGCUGGGUUUGCAUACAGACCACUUGAAAAACGAAGACAUCCAAGUGUUGUUGAAAACUUUCAGACAUCACCUUUAAGAGGUUUCAUUGUAGAUCUGAGUUUAUGGAAGGAUAGUAUCUUUGAGUUAUGGGUUUGUGCUCUUGGAUUAGCAAAAUUUGGAUUCUUCAUACCCUUUGUGCAUAUGAUGAAACUUGCAGGUGACUUGGGCAUUUCUUUGGAUGAUGCAUCAUACAUUAUGGUAGGAAUUGGAAUAAGCAGCCUGCUCAGUUCUCUUCUAUUUGGGAAGAUAUGUGAUUUAGAAAGUAUCAACCGCCUUUAUAUUAACCAGGCAUCUGUACUGUCUGUUGGGCUGUUGUACUUGACAAUUCCUCUGUGCACAACUUUCCCCUCCCUAAUUGCUUUUGGCUCGCUGUUGGGAUUUUUUGAUGCAGGAAACUAUGUUCUUUUACCUGUUCUAACGCUAGACUUGAUGGGAGCAGAGAAAAUGCCUGUGGCCUGGGGAUUUAUGAUGGCUGUCCACACAAUUAGUUGUUUUGGUCCACCAUUUGCAGGCUGGAUAUAUGACUUAUUAGGAAGUUACAACAUUGGAUUUGUAGUGCCUGGACUUUGCUCUGUUGCAGCAGCAGGUAUUCUUGCUUUCAUUCCACGGCUUAAAAAUACAGCAGUACAACAGAAGAAGAACAUUAUUCAUGCUUCUGUUUGUGAGAUAACAAACAGUAUAAUACCUUGGGAGUCACCACCUCAUUCAAUACAGAGUCUAAAUGAUUCAUAUACAAAGUACAGUUCUGUUUGGACUUCCAGAGCAGACUUACCUAAAGUUGAGGAUACUACUGUAGCAUCUCCAAUAGAAAGCACAGCAAAGGUAGAACCAGUGUUUCUUGAAGAAUGUGAGGCUUCAGAUUCAAAAAAAGAAGCAUAUGUGACUUUUGUAGAUGUUGAACAAUGUGAAGAUGAAGCGCUACAUGAUGAAGGCACAGCGAAGGUAGAAGAAGUACCUCUUGAAGAAAAUGAGGCUUCAGAUUCAAAAAAAGCAGCACUCGUGGCUUUCAUAGAUGUUGAACAACAUGAAGAUAAAGACGUACAUGAUGAAGGCACAGCGAAGGUAGAAGAAGUACCUCUUGAAGAAGAUGUUGAACAGCGUGAAGAUGAAGACCUACGUGAUGAAGACACAGCAAAGGUAGAAGAAAUACCUCUUGAAGAAGGUGAGGCUUCAGGUUCAAAAAAAGCAGCACAUGUGGCUUUCGUAGAUGCUGAGGAACACGAAGAAGAAGACCUACAUGAUGAUGAACAAAAAUGA
Molecule: messenger RNA, 1896 nt
Organism: Terrapene triunguis (Three-toed box turtle)
Lineage: Eukaryota; Metazoa; Chordata; Testudines; Emydidae
Product: monocarboxylate transporter 10-like
Exons: 9
Coding region: 1-1896 (631 amino acids)
Biological process (GO): transmembrane transport
Molecular function (GO): monocarboxylic acid transmembrane transporter activity
Source: RefSeq, a predicted model, not a curated record